Molecule: messenger RNA, 1127 nt
Organism: Boleophthalmus pectinirostris (great blue-spotted mudskipper)
Lineage: Eukaryota; Metazoa; Chordata; Actinopteri; Gobiiformes; Gobiidae
Product: cyclin-O protein B
Exons: 3
Coding region: 35-1075 (346 amino acids)
Biological process (GO): mitotic cell cycle phase transition; regulation of cyclin-dependent protein serine/threonine kinase activity
Cellular component (GO): centrosome; cyclin-dependent protein kinase holoenzyme complex; cytoplasm
Molecular function (GO): cyclin-dependent protein serine/threonine kinase regulator activity
Source: RefSeq, a predicted model, not a curated record
GUCAGAAGUCAGUAAAGCGCAGUCAGGGUCAGACAUGGUUUCAUUCUUGCCUUCAGAUGCUCAAAAUGUGCACAAAAGAAGAUGGGCUGACAGAACAUCACCGUUAGCACACACAAGUCGGCACAGAAAGCAGAAAUUUACGUGCAAGCUUAGCGACUCCGGGUUUGAGGACGAAUUGUUGUUGUCUCCAGUUCCAUCUCCAGACCAGACCAAAUUGCUCCCCCUGCGCGCAGAAUCCCAGUCAGGGCAGCUGUCCUGGUACCGUCAGUAUGGCGACACUGGCUACAGGAUCCAGAAGGAAAGGGAAACUCACUUCCAUCCCUGUAAGAGUCUGGCGCGCCAGCCACAGCUCAAUGCAGAAGCUCGGUGCAAGCUCGUCAGCUGGCUCAUUCCUGUACACCAACACUUGAGUUUGUCCUUUGAGUGUUGCUGUCUGACCAUAAAUAUCAUGGACAGGUUCCUUGCAUCCACUCCAGUGGCUGCAGACUGCUUUCAGUUACUGGGAGUCACUGCACUUCUUCUUGCCAGUAAACAGGUUGAAGUGUGCUCGCCGAAAAUCAGUGAUCUCUUGUCCUUGUGUUGUGAUGCCUUCACCAAGGAGCAAUUGUGUAACCUGGAGUGUUUAAUACUUGUUCGUCUAAACUUCCGACUUUGUGCACCAACUCUGGCAUUUUUCUUAGACUGUUACAACUUCAAGAGUGGAGAGGCUGCUACUGCACUGAACAAGAAUGACAAAACAAGGACCAGUCGCUGCAGUAAACUUGCCCAAAAACUGUGUGAGUUAAGCCUUGCAGAUUAUGCUUUUAACAAAUAUUCUGCAUCUCUCACAGCCAGAUGUGCACUGCAGCUGGCCACUGAAACAGCACAAGCAACUCAAGAACCACUGCAUUUACAGGGCAAGGAGUGGGAGAGCUUUUUGAAUAAGUCAGAUAGUAGUUCAACAGACAGUAACUAUUCUAACAGCAGCCUGUCAGGUGAUCUGGUAAAAAUCAAGGAAUAUAGUUUGAUUCAAGAGUGUACAAACAACCUCAGGUUACUGGCAUCACUAAACCAGGAGGCAUUGACAAUGUUGUAAGCUCUUCCAAACAACUAUUUUGGAUUGUUAUGUAUACCUCAUUCACAAUUAA